Molecule: messenger RNA, 1423 nt
Organism: Myotis lucifugus (little brown bat)
Lineage: Eukaryota; Metazoa; Chordata; Mammalia; Chiroptera; Vespertilionidae
Exons: 2
Coding region: 247-660 (137 amino acids)
Source: RefSeq, a predicted model, not a curated record
GCUGGAGGCGACGGGAGGGCUGGACAACCCUUGGGACCAGCAUGGGUUCCAGCAGCUCCUUCGCUCCAGACCUUCCCCAGGAGCCGGAGCAGGAGGCGCGUCUAUUCUGCGCCAACAGCAGACAGACCCUCAGUUCUCUGAGGAACUGAAGGAGCGGCAACUCACCCAGCUCCUUGCUGCAGUCUCUGCUGGUGCUGCCCUGCCGUCUGCCCUCGGGCACGGCGCCCGCUGAGGAGGAGCUCCCGCAUGGAGGUGGCCGAGUGGACCGCCCGGGGAGCCUCCAACCAGACGCAGGCGGGCGCUGCCCACACCCUGGCGCACCUGCUGCGGGACUCGGCGGAGGGGAGGAACAGUAGCAGCCCCCCCAGGGCCCUGCGGCUCCCGGACGGCACCAGCGCCGCCUGGUACAUCCUCACCAUCUUCGGCAUCUACGCGGUGGUCUUCCUCUUCCGCUUGGCCAGCAACAUCCUCAGGAAGAACGACAAGUCCCUGGAAGACAUUUAUUACCUAAACUUGACCUCCGAACUCAAAAAGAAAGGGCUCCCGAGCAGGGCAGCCAAGUGCUCCACACUGACCAUCAGCAACACAGCCGCCCUGCAGCCCCGCCAGGCCAGCCUGGGGCCCGGGCGCAGGGACAGCGGGCCCCACACCGAGAUCUAGGGCACCCGUGGAAGGCAGGGCAGGCAGGUCGCCACAGAAGAGGCCCGGCCUGCCUGCCGGGGGCAGGGGGGGUGCUCUGGGCUUACCUGGACCAGGAGGUCGGGGCUGGAAGGCCUCCCUGGCCCGGGCACUUCCAGGGGUGGCGUUGACCAAAGCCAGCAUCCUGUGUCCUUCUCGGGCCGUCUGGAGCUUUGAGACGAGACUGUAGGGGCAGGAGCUCGGCCACACUGUCCCUUCAGUAGAAACGCUUGUGUUCCAGGGAAGGGUUCGGGGCAGCCACGUCCUCAGAGCUGGGGGACCCCUGGGGGCCCGUGAAGGUGGCCUUUGGUCACGGAGAGAAGGCUGAGUUUGGAGUCCAGAGGCCUGGAUGAAACUUCAACUUUAGGGGUGACAAGAACGUUGGGGGGCUAGUGGCUCACCUGGGAUGCGUGGGGGUUGGGAUAUAUGGUCCCAAAGGGCCAGUCAUUCUGAAGACCCCAACUGGAAUGUAGAACCAGAGUCGUUCACAUCAGAAGUGGGUGGGAAGUUCUUCGUUUUCAUUGAAACAGUGUGGUCCGCUGAACAGAAGCAUUCGUUUUGGAGCCAGAAGGACCCAACUCUAGUCCGGGUUCCAUUAGCCACCACUUUGGUGUGAAUCUGCUUCAUUACAGAUAAAACGAGGAUAAUGACGCCAGUUCCUCAAACCUUACAACGUGUGAAAGAGCUAAUGAGGUCAUGUAUGUGAAUAUAUUUUGAAAAGUAAAAUAAAUGCAUAAUUAUAAGC